Molecule: messenger RNA, 1467 nt
Organism: Xylaria bambusicola
Lineage: Eukaryota; Fungi; Ascomycota; Sordariomycetes; Xylariales; Xylariaceae
Exons: 1
Coding region: 86-811 (241 amino acids)
Source: RefSeq, a predicted model, not a curated record
GACGCAAUCACGGCGGGCAGACACGGGUUACUAAUGUACUAGGUACCACCUCGCCACCUACAACUACUUACAGUACUUAUUACUUAUGUACUUACCUAACCAUGCACGGAAAGUUAUCAGAUGGGCCUCUGUCCCACCUCUGCACCCUUGCAAGCCACAUCUGAUAGGGAGUUUUUACCGGACUUGUCAUCAUCCACAAGCCCUCCACUGCCCUCCACAAGCCAUCCACGAGCCCAGAGCCCACGGCACAACCGACGGCCUGCCGACUGCGGUCUGGAGUUGCUUUCCCGUCCAUCUGGGCCAUUUGUCCCGAUUCAUUAAUCACUGCCCAUCCGCCUCCCCAUCUUCCCCUUCCCAGCCUGUUCUUCACAUAUUACCAACCCUCAUUCAUCACCCUCAUUCAUCAGCUGCUCUCUGCCUGCGUAUCUCCUCCUACAGUGCGCACCCUCUCCCUCACCCUCCCCUUCUGCCUCGAGGCUGGAGCAGGUUAUAUAGUUCGCUGUCGCCGAUUGUUUUGCCCCGCGGGCUCUGCUUUUGUUUAGUCAGUUGUCGCCAGUCACGGCCUCUCCCAAGCAUUGAUACUAUCAUCCAUUGUCUUGUCUUGAGGCACUCACCUAUCCCCCAAUUGCACCGCAUAGCAUUGCAUAGCAUCGACCAGCGGUUUUGUGAUAUAUACCUUCGUGACACAGUACAGACCCGCGACAUCCUUCGCGGUCCAAUCCACUUCAAUUGCUUCUAUACUCUCCCUCCUGUCACUUUUACCUUCCUUUGCCUUCUGCAGCCAGCUGCAAGGGACAACUACGGGAUCUAGCAGAAGAGACUAGGCCGUCUGAACACGUUAUCAAAAGAAAUGGCUGCCGCCGUGUCAGACCAGUUCAUUGCUGCCUCGGCGGCUAACAGCAUUCCCGAAGAGUCCAACCUCCCCUCAAUCGCCCCCUCACUCACAUACUCCGAAGACUCGGAGGACCAGGAUGAGUUACGAGUCUCAGAAGAACCGCGGAAACGGCGCGCAUCCACCCGGUUAAUAGCCCAGAGUGCUACCGAUAUACAGAGGAUUACCGGUGAAUCCACCCAGGAGCUCAUCAGCCGAUGUUGCGGCGCUGGCUGCUGUAUGAACUUUCAAAAGAAGAAGCUCGGAGUUGAAUAUGAACAAGUUCCUCUUCCCGACAAUGAUGCCUUCCGCUCUCUGGGGUUAAGGAUCAAGGAAAUCCCUACAGUUUUAACAGGCAUCACCGACAUGCCCGAACAAUUCAUAUUUCUUGAGAAGCACCAAAAUCGGCGCUCAGAGACAUCCUCACCUACUGACUCGGCCAUUUCAUUCGGGAAUGACAUCAGUGAGGAGACCAAUAACUCCAAGACAUUGUCCCAAACCCUCCAGAAAUUGGAUAUUGAGGACCUUGACACCUCCAUCCAGCCCCCGUCCUUCGUUCAGCCACACCCCCCUUAUCACGUCUAUCCUGCAAAGAU